This is a messenger RNA of Neomonachus schauinslandi (Hawaiian monk seal), 1671 nucleotides long. RefSeq names its product spermine synthase (gene SMS). Gene Ontology annotation, biological process: spermine biosynthetic process. The coding region runs from base 1 to 1182 and encodes 393 amino acids. The record is from RefSeq and is a predicted model, not a curated record. Gene Ontology annotation, molecular function: spermine synthase activity. The transcript has 12 exons. Lineage: Eukaryota; Metazoa; Chordata; Mammalia; Carnivora; Phocidae.
AUGGCCGCCCAGGCCUUUGUUACCUUGUUGGGAGACGACCGAGGUGCAGGGGCUCCGAGCUUGGGAAAGUUAGAGCUGCUGGCGUCAGGCGUGCGUCUGACUCUCGAUUUCAGCGUGGGUCUGAUUUCUCAGGCUGAUGGCGAGACCAUUCUAAAAGGCCUGCGGUCCAUUUUCCAGGAGCAAGGGAUGACGGAGUCGGUGCACAGCUGGCAAGACCGCGGUUAUCUAGCGACCUACAUCAACAAAAACGGCAGCUUUGCCAGUUUGAGAAUUUACCCACAUGGAUUGGUGUUGUUGGAUCUUCAGAGUUAUGAUGGUGAUUCGCAAGGCCAAGAAGUUGACAGUCUCUUGAACAAAGUAGAAGAAAGAAUGAAAGAAUUGAGUCAGGACAGUGCUGUGCGGGUGAAGCGAUUACCGCCCAUAAUUCGAGGAGGAGCUAUUGACAGAUACUGGCCCACUGCUGAUGGUCGCCUGGUUGAGUAUGACAUAGAUGAAGUGGUGUAUGAUGAAGAUUCACCUUAUCAGAACAUUAAAAUUCUACACUCGAAGCAAUUUGGAAAUAUUCUCAUCCUUAGUGGGGAUGUUAAUCUGGCAGAGAGUGAUUUGGCGUAUACCCAGGCCAUCAUGGGCAGUGGAAAAGAAGACUACAGUGGCAAAGACGUGCUGAUUCUUGGGGGUGGAGAUGGGGGCAUAUUAUGUGAAAUAGUCAAACUGAAACCAAAGAUGGUCACUAUGGUAGAGAUUGACCAAAUGGUGAUUGAUGGAUGUAAGAAAUACAUGCGAAAAACAUGUGGCAACGUCUUAGACAAUCUUAAAGGAGACUGCUAUCAGGUUCUAAUAGAAGACUGUAUUCCAGUACUGAAGAGGUACGCCAAAGAAGGGAGAGCGUUUGAUUAUGUGAUUAAUGAUUUGACAGCCGUUCCAAUCUCCACAUCUCCAGAAGAAGAUUCCACAUGGGAGUUUCUCAGACUGAUUCUUGACCUCUCAAUGAAAGUACUGAAACAGGAUGGGAAAUACUUUACACAGGGUAACUGUGUCAAUUUGACAGAAGCCUUGUCGCUCUAUGAAGAACAGCUCGGGCGCCUGUAUUGUCCUGUGGAAUUCUCAAAGGAGAUCGUCUGUGUUCCUUCAUACUUGGAAUUGUGGGUAUUUUACACUGUUUGGAAGAAAGCUAAACCUUGAAGACCAAUCUCUCCUAAUCACGUGUGCUGCAAAUAGCCUUCCUGACCUUCACAUGCUGUACAUGACAUCGAAAUGAGUCAGGCAAUUGAUUGUGAUUUCCUUCAAGUUUUCUUUUUUUAAUUAUUAUUUUUAAUUUAAACAAAACAAAUGGGAAAUGUAUAUUUUGAUGCGCUAGGGUGUUAAUUUUUUUGAAAGUCAGCUGAAGGAUGAUUAGACAGCACAGCGAAGGCUGCUAAAUGCACUGAACCCCUAGAAUGUGAUUUUUGUUACUUUUGUGUGUGUGUGUGUGUGGGCUUUUUGUUUUUGUUUUGGUAGACUUUGAAUUUGGUUGUUUGGAGGAAUGAACAUCAUUGUUUUGUUCUGGAGGGAAGUUCUUGGAUGGUGUUUCUUUCCCCCAAAAUUGACUUAGCUAUUAAAAUUUGGUGCUUAUAAGAAAGAGUUAAGAAAAAAAUGAAUAGCAAUGCUUCGAUUAAAAUUAUAAAUGAGAAA